Messenger RNA from Geodia barretti, 1730 nucleotides. Lineage: Eukaryota; Metazoa; Porifera; Demospongiae; Tetractinellida; Geodiidae. The record is from the annotation of a GenBank genome assembly.
GAACUGGUCAACCCAGAGUGUGUGGUGGGGAGAGUUCCCAACACAUCUCAGUAUGAGUUGCUCCUGAAGGUGGAGACCUCAGGCCACUACAUUGGCUCCGUUCUCUACAAGGGUCAGAUAAUAGGGCCUCCUCAGUUCACCAUCAUCUCCCUGACACCCAACGAGGCAGCCACAGUCAACAAGAGCAUCACCAAGAGACUGUCAACCUUUACUACGAGGCCUCGGUAGCCAGUGACGGUCGACACAAGAAGGUCUUCUGCUACCUCUUCCCCAAGCAACUCCAGGUCAGAGAGUACUACCUAAAGUUCAUUCCCUACCGAAUCUACACCUGCAAAGUCUGCCCCUCCACCAGCAUCCACCUGGGUGUGGAGGAGGGAGAGUUCACAGUGGACGAUGGGUACCAGCCUCCCCUAUCACUCCGGUCCAGACAAAGGGAGCUCAUCGCUGCCACAUACUACAAAUACCUUCUCAGGAACAUUGGAGGGUCGGAGCAGUUCCAGGACAAGAGGAAGUUCUUCAACUCGGAGCUGAGGAGCCACCACUCCAAGGGACCUCGCGGAGAGAAACACCUCCACAUCGACCGUUUCAACCUCCUGCAGAGUGCAAUGAAGGAGACUAAAGGUUUCAGUGCCUCCGACUGGCACAAGGCAUUCACAGUCACUUUCAUUGGAGAAGAAGCAUUGGACUGGGGUGGAGUGAGUCGAGAGUUCUUCCACCUCCUCUGCACCCAGUGUUUCAACUGUUCCAACGGAAUGUUCCGGAGGUUCAAGGACGACUCACAGGCUCUGGUUCAUCCAAAUCCUCACCAUCCUCCCACCGUCACACCUCACCACUAUCACUUUGCCGGUCGAGUGGUCGGCAAAUGUCUGUUCGAGAGUUCUCUCGGAACCAACCUCCACGUCUCGGCCCACUUCACCCGCUCCUUCCUCGCACAGAUCAUCGGCCUCCGCAUCAACUACAAGUAUUUUGAGAGUGAUGACCCAGAUCUCUACGUGAGCAAGAUACAGUACAUCAGAGAGAACGGUGUGAGUGACCUGGAGCUGGUCUUUGCAGAGGAGGAGUUCUCUGAAGAUGGCACUGUCAGGGUGGUACCACUGGAGGAGGGAGGGGAAGAGAAACCGGUGACAGAUGAGAACAAGACACACUACCUCAACCUACUGGCUCAGUACAGACUGGCCAAACAGACCAAGACACAGGUGGAACACUUUGUGAAGGGUCUGCACGAUCUCAUUCCUGACAAUCUCCUGGGAAUAUUUGACGAAAAUGAACUUGAGCUGCUAAUGUGUGGAACAGACGCGGUGAGCUACGACGACCUAAAGAAGCACGCGGUGGUGACUCCCAGCGCCAACACAAACUUCCAGAGAGUGGUCUCGUGGUUCUGGCUGGUUGUGAGUGGGUUCGCUCGCGAGGAAAUGGCCCGACUCCUACAGUUUGUCACCGGGUCCUCUCAGCUACCUCCGGGAGGGUUCAAGGACCUCAGUCCAAAGUUUCAGAUCACCUCCGCUCCCACCCACGGCCGCCUGCCCUCCGCACACACCUGUUUCAACCAACUGUGUCUCCCUGAAUAUGACUCCUGUGAACAGUUUCAAACGGCACUAACAUUGGCACUAAACGAAGGAACGGAAGGAUUUGGCUUCCUAUAGCAGCAUUGCUUGUGUGUGUUGUUUUAUGUGGGCACGUGCUUUUCACGUGUUAGAUUUUUACAACGGUUUCUUGUAUAGGACCACUUU